GCAUGUUUUGCUGUAUAUUUUUGUUUACACUUUAAACAAAUUUACCUUAUAAAGAAAAGAGUACUAGUAUUAUAGGUAUCCGGUUUAGUAGUGUUUUAUAUUGCCAUAUCUAUAAUGGCUAAGCGAUAGAGCUUUGGUAAACCUAUCUUCUAUUCUAAGUAGUCAGUUUGUUAUUAUGUGAAUACUCAUACUCAGUGUUUGGAUGUAAUUAGGAGGAUAGCCCGUUAAUUAAUAGAAAUGACGGGGCUAACUGUGUCCGAGCUCGUGGCCGGGCUGAAGUCACGGCACUCGGAGACGAGACAUAAAGCUAUCCGCGAGCUGUUACACUUUGCGAAGACAGACUUGCGGGAGCUGUCCCCGGAGACGUUGGCGCAGGUGCUGGAUGAAUUCAACCAGCAGAUUCAUACGCUCACGUCCAGCUACGACAACAAUGAGAAGAAAGCUGGAAUACUCACCAUUGUAUGUUUAAUUGGAGGCGAUACGGAAACAACAAAAACCAGGACCAUUCGCUACACCCAGUAUUUAAGAAAUGUCUUCCCUUCCACCGACAUUGGCAUUGUUGAGCUUGCAGCCAAAGCAAUGGGGCGAUUAGCUGCCACAUUGGGUGUAAAGAGAGGGGAGUAUGUUGAGCAGGAGAUGAAGAGAUGCUAUGAAUGGCUCUCAGAAGAAAGGAAUGAGGGGAAAAGGCUAUCUGCAGUCCUUAUUCUAAAGGAACUGGCUAUUGCUAUGCCAUCAUGGUUCUACCAGCAAAUUACUAAAUUCUUCAACCACAUCGUGAUAGCCUUGAGAGAUCCAAAAGAUCAGAUACGAGAAGCAGCAGCCAAAGCACUGAGAGCAGCUUUGGUGGUCACUGCUCAGAGGGAACAGCCAGAGCAGAUAAAUAAAAUUCAAUGGUAUUCUGAAUGUUAUGAAGAAGCUAUGACAUCUUUUACUGACCAGCCAAUAAGAGAGAAAGGUCUAAGUAGGGAUGACCAUGUGCAUGGUGCAUUAUUGAUUCUCAAUGAACUCCUGAGAUGUUCCAACUCGGCCUGGGAAAAGCAGUACACAGCCCUAAUGCAGAAACUGGAUGCUGAGCAGGACACAUCUGAUGAGAUAAUGUCUCUGAGCACUAAGAUACAGACUUCAUGGAGUCAGCAACAUUUUGCUGAGGAGAAACAUCAAACUGUUAUCUAUGAGUCCAAUAUUUGUAAACAACUUAUUACUGAAAAAUAUGAAAAGAUUUGCUCAGAUGUUAUGGCACAGCAAAUAUCCAGAGCUCACAAUGUCCAUCAAAUGCUGUUGCUAAUGAUACCUCGACUGGCUGCAUUUAACAGAGAAGUGUUUUCCAAAAGACAUCUUAAAUCCACCAUCAACCACCUGAUCACGUUUCUAAGAGGAAGAGAAAAAGAAAGGGCUAUGGCGUUUACUACAUUAGGCCUCAUUUGUGUAGCAGUUGAGACAGACAUCCAGACAUACUUAGGUAGGAUUAUUGAGAUUAUUAAACUAACUUUACCCCUGAAAGAGACUCCUAAGAAGCGAGUAGGGUCUGACACACCCUUGUUUAACUGUGUGACCCUAUUAGGCUUUGCUAUGAAGGAAAAUGUGGCCAAUGAAGUAAGAGAGCUGUUAGAUCCAAUGUGUGCCACGGGAUUGAGUGCUCAGCUGACAACUUGCUUUAAAGAGCUAAGUCAAAAUGUACCCUCACUAAAGAAAGAUAUUACUGAAAAACUUUUGAACAUGCUGUCUUUAAUUUUGAGGAAAAAACCUUACGCUCCAAAUAGUUCAGAGCAGCAGAUCGUACAUUUGUUAUCUUCAGCAUUGCUGGUUGAGCCCCAUGACGCUAACAAACUAGUCUUAGCGUUACGCACGUUAGGCGCAUUCGAUUUCGAAUGGAACAAUACAUUGAUGAGUUUCAUAAGAAGAUGCACAGAUCAUUAUCUCCUAAGUGAGCAACACGACAUCAGGAUGGAGGCUGUAAAGACGGCCGCGAAACUUCUUAUCAAAGCCAUCGAGCGAUGUUCAGUCACAAACUCGAGAACUCUCCAUAUGCUUAUUGAUGAGUCUUUAGGAAAACUUCUCGCUCUAGGUCGCUCAGAUUUUGACCAUGAAGUUCGAUACAGAGUACUGGAAAUAUUCACAAAUCCCGCGUUUGAUAAGUAUUUGGCUGUAGAAGAACACCUAAGUUGUCUGUUUGUGGCUAUCAAUGACUCCAAUGUCGAGGUGAGCGAACUCGCGCUGUGCGUGAUUGGGAGACUCAGCAACAUUAAUCCGAGCUACACAACGCCCACGCUCCGUCAACUGUUUGUUCAGAUAUUAAUGGAACUACAAUAUUCUGAAUCUGCAAGAAACAAGGAACAGUCAUUGAGAAUGGUCAACAAUAUAAUUUCGCAUGCACCACGAAUUACGAGACAGUUCGUUGACACCAUAUUGAAAGUGCUCGUACCUAAACUUAGAGAAAAAGAAAGCAAUCCUAUAAUGAUUUCGUCUAUUCUUAAAGCCAUUGGAGAUUUAGCGGAAGUGUACGGCGGUGGGCACGCCCUACACCAGUGGCUGCCAGAACUCAUCUCCAUUCAGCUUGAAUUGCUAUCAGAUCCCAAUCAACCAGAGAAGAGAAGUAUCGCUCUGUGGUCAUUUGGCCAAGUCAUCAGUGCUACCGGCCACGUGGUCACACCUUACAUGGAAUACCCUCAACUGAUGGACAUGCUCUUAAGCUUUUUGAAAUCGGAACAGCAGAGCAGGGACAGGCGCGAAACUAUUCGAGUCCUAGGUCUUCUGGGCGCCUUAGAUCCAUAUAAGCAUAAGGUUAAUCAGGGUUUGAUAGAUUUUCAAACAGUUUCGACUUUGAUACCCGCCAUCGACGAGACGGCGACUACUGAUAACUUUGACUUGAACACGAAUGAGAUGUUGGUAAAUAUGUCGCCGAUAGUGCUAGAUGAGUUCUACCCGGCCGUUGUGUUGACAUGCCUCAUGCGAAUCCUGAGAGACCCUUUACUGGCCCAGCACCACACAAGCGCUGUACACUCAGUAACCUUCAUAUUCCAGUCGCUUGGCAUUAAAUGUGUUCCAUACAUAUCCCGUGUCACGCCGAGCCUCUUAUACGUCAUACGCACAACAGAGAGCGCUAACUUCCGUGAAUUCCUCUUCACCCAGUUGGCGCAACUGAUAACGGUCGUUAAAAUACACAUUCGGAACUACUUGGAAGAGAUUUUCGAUAUCAUCAGGGAGUAUUGGACUCCAGACACUCCUCUGCAACCGACGCUGAUAAUGCUCGUCGAACACAUAACAGUUGCCAUAGGAACAGAGUUCAAAGUUUACUUGCGAAAGGUAUUGCCGAAUAUUCUGCGUAUCCUCAGAUACGACAGGAGCAAAGACAAGUUCUUGACUGAAAAACUGCUAUUAACUAUACAAAAAUUCGAGAAUAAUCUGGAUGAUGUACUUUUGUCGAUAGUACCAGCAAUUACUGCUUUGUUUGAUGGGAGGAACAUUCCGCAAUCUGUUUCGAAGCUAGCAAUGGAGACAAUUGAGCAUCUAUCGAUUUACUUGUACUUCAAGCCUUAUUCGGCGACUAUAAUUCAAGCACUAGCCCGCGUUUUGGACACCAACCCGCCGUUGAGACAAACUGCUAUGAACACACUGUGCGCGCUCAUCAUUCAGCUCGGGAGGGAGUAUGUCGACUACAUACCUUCGAUGGAAAGGCUCAUGAUGAAGCACAAAAUCCAAUGUCCACAGUACAUCGUAUUGAUUACGCGAUUGCAAGUGGUUUCUACUCUGGCCUGCGAUGAUGAUUACAUGGACGAAACUCGUAUGCGGCUUCGGAAGAAAGACGUGGUAGCUACGAACGAGAUGCAAACGAUGCAGAAGCUAUCAGUAAACCUGUACGAGCUGCGGAAAAGUUGGGCAGUCAGCAGCCUCAUCACUAAAGAGGACUGGUUGGAGUGGCUGCGGGAUCUGAGCGUCACCUUCCUUAACGAGUCCAAUAGCCCCGCUAUCAGGGCAUGCUCCACCCUCGCCCAAAACUACCCUCAACUCGCGUACGACCUGUUCAACGCGGCGUUCGUCUCGUGCUGGACGGAGCUGGGCGAGCAGUCCCGACGCUCGCUGUCCAACGCGCUGGAGAGCGCGCUGGCCGUGCCGGACGCGCCUGAUGUGGCGCUCGCUGUGCUCACGUUGGCGGAGUUUAUGGAGCAUUGCAAGAAGGGAGAACUGCCGAUAUCGAUUAGGUUGUUAGGAGAUACUGCGAUCAAUUGCAAAGCUUACGCGAAAGCGUUAUAUUACAAGGAAGAAGAGUAUCGCAACAAUCCGUCCACACAAGUGGUCGAAGCUCUCAUACACAUCAACAACAAGUUACAACAGAAAGAAGCGGCCAACGGUUUGCUAGAAAAAGUUAUCAUGCAAAAGAAGGAUGGCGACUGCUCGCUAAACGUACACGUCCGCUGGUACGAGAAGCUUCACAACUGGGACCAGGCUUUGGACCUUUAUAAUAAGAAGUUAGAAGUCGAACCACAGGAUGACGAGUCGAAACUAGGCCUUAUGAGGUGUUUGGAAGCGAUGGGGGAGUGGCGUAAACUUUACAAUAUCACAUCUGACCAAUGGGACACCUUGUCUGAUGAAGUUCGAAAGAAAUCGGCAAAAAUCGCAGCGGCAGCUUCCUGGGGCCUUCAAGAGUGGGACGCUUUGAAGAAAAAUGCUGAUUGCAUACCAGAGGAUACUCAGGAAGGCGCUUUCUACAGAGCUAUAUUAGCAAUCCACGAGAGCCAAUGGCCCGAGUCCAGGCAUUACAUCGACUUGGCCAGGAGUCUUCUUGAUACGGAACUGACGGCGGUAGUUACAGAAAGCUAUCAGAGGGCUUAUGGCGCGCUAGUCAACGCGCAGCUGCUGACAGAACUCGAAGAAGUCGUCACCUACAAACUGGUAGAAGAACGGAGAAGCACUAUCCGUAAAACGUGGUGGUCGCGCCUGCAAGGCGGCCAGAGACUGGUUGAAGACUGGAGGAAAUUGCUGCAGAUAAGAAGUCUUGUUCUAAGUCCGCGCGAAGAUUUCCAAACCUGGCUGAAAUUUGCAUCUCUAUGCCGGAAAACUGGAGCUUUAAAUCAAGCGCAUAAAAUUGUCCUGUCUAUAAUUGGAAGCGACCCGAUCAACAACCCAGAUGUUCUACUCCACACGCAGGAUCCUAGGAUAGUUCUAGCUUACAGCAAGAAUCUUUGGGAAGCCGGUAACAAGAGAUACGCCUACGAUAUUCUGCAGAGGUUUGUGGAUAGUUCUGAACCCGACAAUGAAGAGCAAUGUCGUCUGCUCGCGCGCUGCCAUCUCAAACUUGGGUCUUGGUGCGAAUCCCUUCAAGAGAUCAACGAACUAUCCAUCCCAGAGAUUCUCAGGAACUAUUCCGCUGCUACUAUUCUAGCCCCUGAAUGGUAUAAAGGCUGCCACGCCUGGGCAUGUAUGAACUUCGAGACCGUUCUGUUUUACAAACAGCAAGAUAAUAUGUCCGAAAGCAGCGUAGCCGGUGGCUCAAGCGAGAAGAAAGUAUCCAGAGCAGACUUCAUAAAUACACACACGAUACCCGCUAUUGAAGGCUUCUUCAAGUCCAUCAGCAUCUCCAACGGGAGCUCUCUUCAAGACACUCUAAGACUGCUAACCCUAUGGUUCGAUCACGGCCACAACCCUACAGUUUACGACGCGCUAUUCGAAGGGAUAAGGCAGAUCGACAUAAAUAUAUGGCUCCAAGUGAUACCUCAGUUGAUCGCCAGGAUAGAUUCGCCAAGAAGUUUGGUGGCAAAGCUAGUCCAUAUACUGCUGAUAGAUAUCAGCAAACUGCAUCCUCAAGCGUUGGUUUAUCCGUUGACAGUGGCAACGAAAUCUUCAUUCGUGACGCGUAAGAAUGCGGCACAUUACAUUUUGAAGACGAUGUGCGUGCACUCGCAGAACCUGGUGGAUGAGGCCGCCAUCAUAUCGGAGGAGCUGAUCAAGGUGGCUAUAUUGUGGCACGAUCAAGUGUUUAUUGCGUUGGAUGAAGCGUCAAGACUAUAUUUCAGCGAGAAGGACUACAAAGGCAUGGCGCGCACACUAGAGCGUAUGCACGCCAUGCUAGCACGACCCCCGCAAUCUCUGAAGGAGGUCUCGUUCCUGCAGAUGUACGGGCGCGACCUGGACGCGGCGCAGCGGUGGGGCGAGAUGUACAAGGAAUCCAACGACGACCGACACCUCAAUGAGGCAUGGGACCUGUACUACCACGUGUUCCGCCGCAUCACGGCGCAGUUCCGCUCGCUCGCCUCGCUCGAGCUGCAAUACGUCAGUCGAAAACUGCACUCAUGUCGGGACUUCGAGCUGGCUGUACCCGGCUCGUACGUGCCCAAUGAGAAGAUUAUCAGGAUCUCCCAUAUACACAGUCAUUUGCAAGUAAUAAAGUCGAAGCAGCGCCCCCGCCGCCUCACCAUCCAAGGGUCCGACGGCAAGCAAUACAUGUUCCUCCUGAAGGGCCACGAGGACUUACGGCAAGACGAGCGCGUCAUGCAGCUGUUCGGGCUCGUCAAUGCUUUGCUGCAAGCAGAUACCAACACGUACCGACACGAUCUGGCCAUACAGAGAUACGCCGUGGUCCCGCUGUCGCCCAACUCCGGGCUGAUCGGCUGGGUGCCACAGUGCGACACCCUGUACAACCUCAUCAUCGACUACAGGGACAAGAAGAACGUCAAGAUAGGCCUCAACACCGAGCAGCAGAUCAUGCUGAGAAUGGCCUCGGACUUCCCCAAGCUCUUGUUGAUGCAAAAGGUGGAAGUGUUCGAGCACACGCUAUCCCAAACGCCAGGCAACGACCUGGCGCGCCUGCUGUGGCUGAAGAGCCCCUCCGCCGAGGCGUGGUUCGAGCGCCGCACCAACUACACGCGCUCGCUCGCCGUCAUGAGCAUGGUGGGCUACAUUCUCGGGCUCGGAGACCGACACCCGUCCAACAUCAUGCUGCACCGAGUCACGGGGAAGGUCCUGCACAUAGACUUCGGCGACUGCUUCGAGGUCACGCAAACGAGGGACAAGUUCCCGGAGAAGAUCCCCUUCCGGCUCACGAGGAUGCUUAUCAAUGCCAUGGAGGUAACGGGCAUCGAAGGCACCUACCGCUUCACCUGCGAGGCCGUGAUGCACGUGCUGCACAAGCACCGCGACAGCGUGAUGGCCGUGCUCGAGGCCUUCGUGUACGACCCGCUGCUCAACUGGCGGCUCAUCGACAACGACCGACACUCCCUCACAGAGUCCACCUUCUCGUCCGACAUAGACUCCUCUCUUUCCCUCCCGAGCAGAUCGAGAAACCAUCUACACUACGAAUCUGUCGAAAUACCGCCGGAAGCUAACCUCAACAAGCGCGCGCUGUCCAUACUCAAUAGAAUCAGAGACAAACUGACGGGGCGGGACUUCCCACAGAUUGAGGCGGUGGUGAGCGUUCCAAAACAAGUGGAUCUACUUAUUAAAUUAGCCACGAAUAAUGAGAAUCUAUGCCAGUGCUAUUUGGGGUGGUGUCCCUUCUGGUAGUUUUGAAAUAUGUAAAUAAUGGUUAUCCUGAGAUCAUGCCAUUAUUAUUUUGUAUAAAUAUA
Cydia amplana is the source of this 7559-nucleotide messenger RNA. RefSeq names its product serine/threonine-protein kinase mTor-like (gene TOR1). NCBI's taxonomy places the organism in Eukaryota, Metazoa, Arthropoda, Insecta, Lepidoptera, Tortricidae. The record is from RefSeq and is a predicted model, not a curated record. The transcript is spliced from 13 exons. Gene Ontology annotation, molecular function: protein-containing complex binding; protein serine/threonine kinase activity; protein binding. Gene Ontology annotation, biological process: negative regulation of macroautophagy; protein phosphorylation; TOR signaling. Bases 238 to 7497 code for a protein of 2419 amino acids. Gene Ontology annotation, cellular component: nucleus; TORC2 complex; TORC1 complex.